ACACUUGAAUGUUUUCUGCCACUCCUGAUCGGAUUACCAACAAUAAUAGUUUCUUGGAUUUUACGGUCUCGUCAAUAGGGCACAAUAGCCAGGCAAGCGCUAUUGAGUACUUUUAUUGGGUUGGAAAAAGCUUGCGCUGUUCAGCUGCAGAUAUCGCCUCUGCAUCACACCAUCAUCUCCUGAACCAAACAUCUACACCUUUCUGCUCUCCAUUUCUACGUGUGUACUGCUCUACUCUUGAACGAAGACUACUGGGUAGUCAUGGCACUUUCAAUGCAUAUGCCAGCAGCUGGUUGCGAGCAUAUGAACAAUGACGCCAUCAGCAGAAUACGCAAGUUUCGCUCCAAGCACAACCAUGAAGACCUUGUCCAGUACACUUGUCUCGAAUGCCCAGCUGCAGGCGGCUUUCCCACAUUGGACCAACAUUUCUCAGACUCACAGCACGAGUUCGCUGUCAGCCAGAAGUCUGUGUAUUGUGGUCGCUGCAAUGACCUUGUCUAUGACCCUACCUUACUCAGCAACAGCAAGAAACGGAAACUCACAGAGGCAAACGAUGAAGACGACUCCUAUCUCACCGCCAACACUUCUCAACGACCAUGUGGCCGCAGCGGUGUGCGAGGCUUGUUCAAUCUUGGAGAGACAUGCUACAUGAACGCGGUUCUUCAAAUGAUGGUUCACAACACUCUCCUGGCAAGCUAUUUUCUCGGCAUGGGCCAUCCUACCCACACUUGUCCUAUCUCUAAGGAACCAGACAAGAAGAACAAUGACUCCGACUCCGAGGACGAGGACGAAGAGAAGAAAGAACAACAGACUUGUGUGGCUUGUGGCAUGACAGAGGUCUUCUCGGAUGUGACCAUGGUUGAUCAGCCCCUCCCUGCUCAUGCCGUCAACCUGCUAUUCGCUUCGUGGAAGAAUAUACCGCAAAUGUCCGGCAAAGGUCAACAAGAUGCCCAGGAAUGGUUCAUGUGCAUCAUCGACCGACUCCAUGAGGCUGUAGCUCACUACAAAACUCCUGAAAAGACAAACAGCGCCAACGCAGCAAACGGUAUUCCAGCCAUUGAGAAGCAAUGUGUCUGCUUCUUCCACAAGGUCUUCUACGGACGCUACAAUAGUCAAAUCACCUGCGACACCUGCCAUACGGUUUCUUCUCGGGAGGACGAAUUCUCCAGCAUCAGUCUCGACUUCAAGAAACAAGUCAAAAAGAAGAAGAAGGCGGCAAAGGAUGCUGCUAAUGCCGCUGCUGGCGAGGGCAAGGAAAAGGACAAAGAGCCACUCAAGAUUGCGAUCCCAAGUCUCCACGAGUGCCUACGAAGCUUCACCGCCCCCGAACCUCUAUCUCCCGAGCAAUACAAUUGUCAAGAAUGCAACGAUAGACGCUCUGCCAGCAAGCAGACACGCAUCCGCAAGUUACCUGCGAUCCUCUGUGUCCACGUUAAGCGGUUUGGCAUGAAGCAACUUGGAACGGGCGUUUACGUUCCCGAAAAGUACGAAGGCAGACUGGACUUCAAUCUACACCUCGAUAUGGCGCCCUAUACGACACGACCCCCAACAAACGGUGAAGACAAGGAAAAGUACAUGUACGAUCUGGACUGUGUGGUGGUGCACCAGGGCGAACACGCGCAGAACGGCCACUAUUUCGCCUUCUGCCGCCAGGACACCAAGUGGUUCCGCUUCGACGACGAGAUCGUGAGUGCUACUACCACGGAGGACGUCAUGAGGCAGGAGGCCUACCUGUUGUUCUACUCGCUCAGGAGCUUGGAUAAGAUGUAGGUGAUGGAUGGCGUUGGGGUUGGCGGUUGCCUUGGAUCAAACGUGUAGUAUAGGACAGGCACGUAGUCUGGAUGCAAUGACAUGCGUACAAGUUAA
This is a messenger RNA of Exophiala viscosa, 1866 nucleotides long. Its product is annotated as ubiquitin carboxyl-terminal hydrolase 8. The coding region runs from base 262 to 1770 and encodes 502 amino acids. The record is from RefSeq and is a predicted model, not a curated record. NCBI's taxonomy places the organism in Eukaryota, Fungi, Ascomycota, Eurotiomycetes, Chaetothyriales, Herpotrichiellaceae. Gene Ontology annotation, molecular function: cysteine-type deubiquitinase activity. The transcript has 2 exons. Gene Ontology annotation, biological process: protein deubiquitination.